AUGAAGGCGGUGCUCUCAGGAAGAAGCCCCCAACGAGCAACAGACAACGACUCACGAGACACCAUGGCAAGCCCUGCACACCACACUGUGCUUGUUAAAUGGUACAACGUGAAGGCAGGUUACGGGUUUAUCGAAGACCUCCGUACAGGGAAGGACAUCUUCUGCCAUGCCUCAGGCCUCACCCGGGCUCUUAAGGAUCGGCCGCCCAGGGAAGGAGACGAAGUCCUUCUCGCCAUCCACGAAGGAUCAAAGGGACCGGAGGCAAGGGAUGUGACACCUGUCGGACCAUCCUCUGCCCCAACUACGACCAGCCGGCACACACCACGGAGGAAACGCACAGAGGAGAAGAUACAAGAAAAAGUAAUGGCCUGUAUAUUUACGGCCAAGGCAUUGGCAGGAAGGAACCAUCGUCGCCUGCAAGAGCUUAUACCUGCCAUCCUGCAGCACAACGGCCUGCCAGCCAUCCAAAUUCCUCUGUGUGCCCUUACCAAGGCCAACCCCACCCGCACCUUCAGGAGCCGUUCCCGUCGAGGCAAGACAGGAGAUGCUACAGUUGAUGCCAUGGCUGCUCCUAACCACCACCACCAACAAGAAGCAGCGCCAGCGGGAGACGAACCCAAGAUCCGGGAGAAGACGGAGUCGGAGACGCAGGACGACGUGGAAAUCAAACCCACCUUCACCUCACCCACCCAACCCACCGCAGCCCACCCCACUGACACGGCAGACCAGAGCAUCGACAGCCGCAGCAAAAAGAACAGCCCAGCCAAUCACUGCAGACCGGGAGAAAGCCGCAAGUGA
This is a messenger RNA of Portunus trituberculatus (swimming crab), 798 nucleotides long. RefSeq lists its product as uncharacterized. The transcript is spliced from 2 exons. Gene Ontology annotation, biological process: regulation of gene expression. Gene Ontology annotation, molecular function: nucleic acid binding. The record is from RefSeq and is a predicted model, not a curated record. Bases 1 to 798 code for a protein of 265 amino acids. NCBI's taxonomy places the organism in Eukaryota, Metazoa, Arthropoda, Malacostraca, Decapoda, Portunidae.